Prunus armeniaca (apricot) is the source of this 372-nucleotide messenger RNA. Lineage: Eukaryota; Viridiplantae; Streptophyta; Magnoliopsida; Rosales; Rosaceae. The record is from the annotation of a GenBank genome assembly.
AUGAUAAGCGUCAUCAAUGGAGGACUAACCUUGGCAGGUAUAUCCAACCGCUCAAGGAAGCAAUACAUUCUAGCGGCCCAAUACCCACAAGUCUUCUGCAUUGAAAGCAACCAGCAUCAUAAGCUUUUGAAGAUUCGAUGGGAACCCAUCACCUUCUACGAGGAAGAGGAAGAAGGGAUCCUUUACCCCCAUGAUGAUCCAAUGAUCAUCCGAGCCGAGAUUGCUGACUUUGACAUAGGACGAGUCUUAAUUGAUACAAACAGUUCGGUCAACAUCAUUUUUGUUGAUGCGAUCGGGGAGUUGGGAAUAAACGAUAGCCACGUCAAUCGGCAGCUCACGCCCCUCCUUAGUUUCUCUGGAGACUUGGUCUAG